Molecule: messenger RNA, 756 nt
Organism: Penicillium griseofulvum
Lineage: Eukaryota; Fungi; Ascomycota; Eurotiomycetes; Eurotiales; Aspergillaceae
Product: Ran GTPase-binding protein YRB1
Exons: 4
Coding region: 1-756 (251 amino acids)
Biological process (GO): nucleocytoplasmic transport
Cellular component (GO): cytoplasm; nuclear pore
Molecular function (GO): GTPase activator activity
Source: RefSeq, a predicted model, not a curated record
AUGUCCGAUAUCACCGCGACUAAGCCCGACCCCGCCAUCUCUGCCUCCGAGGCCAAGCCUGAAGAGACCGUCCCCGCCACCGGCGAGGAGAAGUCUACCACUGAGGCCGUUGCUGAGACUGCCACUGAGACCGCUGAGAAGGCUGUCGAUACCGCCAAGGAUGCCGCCGUGAAGACCUCUGACAGCAUGUUCUCCAUGUUCGGUGGCGGUCCCAAGAAGGAGAAGAAGGAGGAGGCCGAUGAGCCCACUGAUGAGCCCUCCGGUUCGUCCAAGGCCCAGAAGGCCAAUGAUGAGGAUGAAGUCGAGGAGUCCGUCGAUGUCCACUUCGAGCCCGUUAUUCGCCUCACCGAGAAGGUUGAGACCAAGACCAACGAGGAGCUUGAGGAGCAGUCCUUCAAGAUGCGCGCUAAGCUCUUCAAGUUCGACCGCGAGUCUAAGGAGUGGAAGGAGCGUGGUACCGGUGACGUCCGUCUGUUGAAGCACAAGGAGAACCAGAAGACCCGCCUCGUCAUGCGCCGUGAUAAGACCCUCAAGGUCUGCGCCAACCACUACAUCGUCCCCGACAUGAAGCUCAGCGCCAACGUCGGCAGUGACCGCAGCUGGGUCUGGAACGCCGCUGCUGAUGUCUCCGAGGGUGAGCCCGAGGCUCAGACCCUGGCCAUCCGUUUCGCCAACAGCGAGAACGCCAACGCCUUCAAGGAUGCUUUCGAGACCGCCCAGAUUGAGAACGAGAAGCUCUUCAACGCCGAAGAGUAA